AUGGACACAGAUCCUCCUCUUCCUCCUCCUUCAAGGUGGUGGACACAACUACACUCACUAUUCUUUCGUCGGGAGAAGAAACUUACGAAAGAAGAAACCUCGGCUCUUAUGAAACCCUUUUGGCUUGGCAUCUUGACAUACUUCGCCGUUUCGGCCAUCGUCCUCACCUACUUCUACCUCGACAGGCCUCCUUGCAACGUCAGCUUCUCGGUCGAAUCCGUCUCCGUUUCUCCCUAUCCCACCACGUGGCACGUAGAUUUCCUCGUGAAAGACCCUAGCUCGCGUUGUCCUAUCAACUACGACGGCGAUGACGUGUACGCCAAGAUUGGUCCUACAAACGCCGCCGUUUUGAGGACAUUUCACACGCAUCGUUCCCGUGGCCAGACGAGUUUCUCGGUUGACCUAGCUACGAGUAAUCAAAGCGACGUUGUUGCAGCUUCUCCUAGGGUUUUCGAACUGCAACUGAAACUUGGUGCUAGAAAGAUUCAGGACGAUCAAAUUGGACGUUUCGACAUCAGAUGUCAGAUGAUUGGUCAUGAAAAUAUUAAAUGCCUUUCGUCUUUCAAAGAAUUGAAGAGUUGUUGUUAA
This is a messenger RNA of Eutrema salsugineum, 588 nucleotides long. RefSeq lists its product as uncharacterized. NCBI's taxonomy places the organism in Eukaryota, Viridiplantae, Streptophyta, Magnoliopsida, Brassicales, Brassicaceae. The record is from RefSeq and is a predicted model, not a curated record. Bases 1 to 588 code for a protein of 195 amino acids. The transcript has a single exon.